Molecule: messenger RNA, 1182 nt
Organism: Tarenaya hassleriana
Lineage: Eukaryota; Viridiplantae; Streptophyta; Magnoliopsida; Brassicales; Cleomaceae
Product: LOB domain-containing protein 27
Exons: 2
Coding region: 1-930 (309 amino acids)
Source: RefSeq, a predicted model, not a curated record
AUGACAGUGAAGGGAGGAGGGACGAACGGGGCAUGCGCCGCGUGCAAAUACCAACGAAGGAGAUGCAGCAGCGAGUGCCCACUCGCCCCUUACUUCCCCUCGGAACAGCCCAAACUCUUCCACAACGUCCACCGGCUCUUCGGCGUCAGCAGCCUCGUCAAGAUCCUCCAGAGGCUCCCCCCCUCCCAGAGACCCGAGGCCAUGAAAUCCAUCAUCUUCCAGUCCCUCGUCCGUGACCGCUCCCCCGUCCACGGCUGCCUCGGCCUCACCCUCCAGCUCCAGUACCUUAUCUGGCUCUCCCAGCAAGAGCUCCGCCUCGUCAACGCCCGUCUCCAUCUCUUCCGCCAACAGCAACAGCAGCCUCGUGAUGCCCACCCCGACAACGAUCAUCAUCAUCCUUCCGAAGACAACCAUGUCUCAUCUCAGCAGCAGCUGGAUCUUGGAAUGGUGAUUCCUGUCAAGAACAGUCACGCUUGUUCCUCCUCUUCUUCUUCUUCUUAUUCUUCUUCUGCCUCUCCUCCUUUGCCCUUCUUCAGUCCAUUGCCACCUCCCCAACAGCAGCAGCAAGUUUCUUACUUUAACAGCUGCAGCGACGUUAAUGGCUACAGCUCAGCUGAGAAUAUACCGAAUACUUAUAACCCGUAUGGCGGGUUCUGCCAUUACAAUGGCGACGAUCAGAGGAAUAACGUAACGACGAUUCAGUCUCAGCAUCUGAAUCCUGAGAUAGUAUCUCAAGAUUAUGAUGAGAUCCAUCAGUUCUUCGACAUCAUCGAUGACAGACAAUCCUUCGUCGAAGAGACAAAGGAAGCUUACGCAUCCUCCAGCUCCGAAGGAUCGUUGAAGGGCACAACGACGCAGCCAUUAGAACACGUCGGAGAGAACGAACUGAGGAGCGCGGCCACUCGCUUCAGCCUAACCAGUGUGAAUUAGAACCAGACGAGCUGUUUUGGAAAUUACAUAUACACACUCACACGAGAGAGAUUGGUCGGGCUGUGUGUCGUCUCUUCUGAUUUCGUUGUGUCCUUUCUUUACCUUUUGUCUCCAACGGCCUUGGAACACAGAGAGAGCUUCUGCUUUUGGAAACAUUAAAUUCUCCAAUAAAAUGCUGCCUUUAGGGCUUCUGUACAUGCGCACAUUCCCCGCGUUUGAACACUUACGUACGUACGUACGUGUGCAUGCAUG